Messenger RNA from Oppia nitens, 1386 nucleotides. RefSeq lists its product as uncharacterized. Gene Ontology annotation, biological process: transmembrane transport. The coding region runs from base 1 to 1386 and encodes 461 amino acids. Gene Ontology annotation, cellular component: membrane. The transcript has 3 exons. NCBI's taxonomy places the organism in Eukaryota, Metazoa, Arthropoda, Arachnida, Sarcoptiformes, Oppiidae. The record is from RefSeq and is a predicted model, not a curated record. Gene Ontology annotation, molecular function: transmembrane transporter activity.
AUGGUUGGACACGUUUGGACCAAUUGUGCCAAUCAUAGCAUAAAUGCUAGAAAAUUUAUCUUGAUGCUAAAAAUAGAGCCAUUCCUAUUUCUAACAGUACUAUCGAUUAGUCUAUCAAAUAUAACUACCAGUCAGCUGAUCCAGGAUAAGUUGUGUCUGAUCAGAUACAACCAGACAUGGGACUACUGUUCAAAUAUCAGCACUAGUAGUAGUAGUAGUAGUACAGGUGCUACUACAGGUGCUGCUGGACUAUACCUAUCAUCCUCAUCGAUGACCAAUAAAAUACUAGGCGAUUUGGCCCAGUUUGGUACCUAUCAGAAACUUAUAGGUACACUACCGGCACUCAUAACUGUCCUAUUUAUCGCUGAUCCAUUGGGAAUUUAUUUGGCCGGUCGACUGAUGGCCAAUCAAACGAUUUUACGGCUAACCGAAGCCAAACAAUUGCACGAUUAUAAUACUGUCUAUAUAAUCUGUUUGGCGUCAAUUGGUUUGGCAUUUAUUUGGCUACUGUUGGCCAUCAAUGAGACAAACAUCACCAGUAUAGGACCACCCGCUACUGCUGAUGAUAAUGAAAAUGCUAACAUACUAUCUAACAGCCUGAAUGAUAAUGAAAGACAGCCAUUGAUGACUGCCAGUACUUCUCGUCCAAGUAAUGCAAGUUUAGGCCAACAAAAUGACAGGCAGUUGUUGGCGGCGGCGGCCGAAAACCAGCCAUCAAUAGUGGACAGUAGUCCGAGAUUUUCAAUCGACAAACUGUUUGACAUAGAAAAUGUUCGGCAAAUGUUUGCAACGGCUUUCAAACGCCGUCCAAACAACGGUCGCCAACAUCUAUGGCUGUUAUAUCUGUCAAUGUUUAUCAUUAAUUUGUCGUCAAUCGACUUACUGGAUCCAGUGUUUCCGUUUGCCGAAAAAGUCUAUCACUGGGACAUCAAACAGUUUACUAUUGCCAAAUCGUUGGUCACUGUUUUGGUGGCGGUCACUAUGGCACCAAUUGGUUGGCUAUUAUCAACCAAAUUGACUAUCCAGGACACAAAACUCGGUAUUCUAGGCUAUGUAUCGGAACUGGCGUCGGCACUGGCCAUCGGUACUAUUCCCAAUUGUCUGGGAUUUUAUCUGAUGUAUCUAUUAGGCGGUGCAUCAAGUUUUCGGCCUACAGCUACCCGUUCAUUGAUAUCGAAACUGAUUAAGCCAACCGAAUCCGGCCAGAUAUUCAGUGUGUCGACACUGUUUGAAACAUUGGCACCGGCUGUCCAAUCACUGGUAUUUAAUACAGUAUUUCAGUUGACAAUCGGUUGGUAUCCGAGUCUAGUCUUUCAUUUGGCCGGUUCGCUAGUGUUUGUUCCGUUAGCUAUAAUCAUAUGGAUUGAUAAUUCACAAGUUAUUUAG